AUGUCUAUUUUCAUGAACACAUUCAUGACAACAUUCAGUGAUCCUGGUAAAAUAACGUCUGGUAAUGUCGAAGAGGUAGAUAGCUUUUUCCAUAACAACGAAUUGAUAUUCUUUGGGGCCAACUACUGUUCUACGUGCGAGACUAUUAAGCCUGCAAGAUCAAAGCAUUGUUCAGUUUGCAAUUGUUGUAUCAUGUUGUUUGAUCAUCACUGUAUUUGGGUCAACAAUUGUAUUGGUUAUUAUAAUUACAAAUGGUUCAUGGGGUUCUUGAUAGCGAAUAUAAACCUCUUGAGUUACGGGGGUUAUUUAUGUUACCAAGCGAUGUCUACUGCAAGAGCGGCAUUUCCAACUUUAAGCUAUUGGAAGACUAUUGUUUCUACAAAUAAUUCAAAUAAAGCAACCGGUAUAUUGCUAAUAUUAUGCGUUAUAUUCAUAAUGAUAGUAAUUUUAUUUACAGGGUUACAUUUGAGAUAUUUAUAUCUAGGCGUCACAACUAAUGAAUGCGAUAAAUGGUCAGAAGUGGAGUAUCUAGUUGACUUAGGUUCACUAUAUCAAAUUGUUGAUAAUACUCUCAACGAAAAGUAUGUUGAAAAGUGUGUGAUAAUGAAUCACAACAAUGAUUCAUACGAAACCGUGUUUAUUAGUUUAAAAAAUGAAAAAGUACUAUUCUCGUCUGACGAUGGCAUAGUACUACGUAAAAUCGAAUCUGUGGAAGACGAUUUAUUUAACAUAUAUGAUCAUGGCUUUGUUGAUAAUUUGAAAGAACGAAUAUUCAAUAGAACGUUUUAUUGA
Messenger RNA from Debaryomyces fabryi, 792 nucleotides. RefSeq names its product palmitoyltransferase. Bases 1 to 792 code for a protein of 263 amino acids. The record is from RefSeq and is a predicted model, not a curated record. Gene Ontology annotation, molecular function: protein-cysteine S-palmitoyltransferase activity. NCBI's taxonomy places the organism in Eukaryota, Fungi, Ascomycota, Pichiomycetes, Serinales, Debaryomycetaceae. Gene Ontology annotation, cellular component: Golgi apparatus; endoplasmic reticulum. The transcript has a single exon. Gene Ontology annotation, biological process: peptidyl-L-cysteine S-palmitoylation; protein targeting to membrane.